AUGGUCAAUCAAGCCACAUCAGCUGCCCCUGCCACAUACUCCUCUAGCACUACCAAAACUGCGUUCCAGUCCUCUGUCCCUUCCUCCUCCCUCCCCUCCACUGUCGACUUUGUCCUUGACAGCGGCGCCACUGACACAGUUCUUCGCGAUGCUGGCACCUUGCGCCCCCUCCCAACGCCUACCUCCCUCCUUGGCGCCGAUAGCAGCUUCUCUAUCCCCUGCCAUAACACCUCGACUCUCCCCUGCCCACUCUUCCCCUCAGGCACUGUCACCGGUCUCCACAUACCCUCUCUUCGCGCUAAUCUCCUCUCGCAAAGGUCCCUUCAACAAGCCGGUAUCACCACAGUAUUCCCAGCUUAUGCUAACUAUUGCGCUCUCUACCAUUCCGCCACCGGUCAGUUCAUUUCUCGCAUUCCAUUUUGCCCUCGCUCUCGUCUGUACACCCUUCGGGUUCCUCGCCUCCCCUCCUGUCAGGUCAUCUCUCGUCCUCCCCUCCACCCUCUCAUCCCACCCCCUCCUCUCCCUCCCACUAACCCGGACCUUCCUUCACGCCCCCCCCCUGACUCCUCUUGCUCCUGUCGCUCCCUCUCCCACCCUGCCGUCCUCCUCCAUCACAGGCUAGGUCACCCUAACUUCGCUACUCUACGCUCCUCUGUAUCCUCCGGUCUCCUCCACGGUCUCCCCUCCUCCCUCCCUCCCCUCCCCAAAUCCCCUGCCCCCCCUUGCACCAUCUGCGUUCAGAGCAAGCUCAAGCAGCAGCCGCACCGGAGCUCCCCCUCCGCUGCUGCUCAGCCACUUGAUCUUGUUCACAUGGACCUCUGGGGCCCCAAUCCCUCUCCCACUCGCCAGGGCCAUCGAUACCUCCUCGUACUCGUCGAUGAUCACAGUCGGUACUCGUCCGUCUCUCUCCUUCGGACGAAGGCAGAUGCCCCGGCUGCGAUCAUCGCCUGGCUCGAGCGAGCAAACACCCAUUUUGGGCGCCCUGUUCGCCGCCUUCACUCUGAUGGUGGUGGUGAGUUCCUUAACAACCAAAUAUCCUCCUAUUGCCAGUCUCAUGGCAUUCUUCAGACUUACACCCUCCCUCACUCCCCACAGCAGAACGGUGUGGCUGAAAGUCGUGUUCGAGAGAUCACCAAAACUGCCCGGUGUCUCCUUGUCCACGCCUCCUGCCCUCCUUCUCUGUGGGGCUACGCCCUCCUUCAUGCCGCCCUGCUUACUAACCUUUACCCUCACCCUCUUCUCCCAUCCACCACCCCCACUGAGCUGUGGACGAACAACAAGCCUGAUGUCUCAUCUCUUCGUGUCUGGGGCUCAAAGGCUUAUGUCCUUCUUCACCCCGCUGACCGCUCCCGUUCUAUGGGAAAGCUUGCCCCUCGUACCCUUCCCUGCAUCUUUCUUGGUCAUAACUCCUCCUCACCUGACUACCUUUUCCUCCAUCCCCCCUCGGGUCGUCUAUUCCGCAGUAGGGAUGUGGUCUUUGAUGAGUCCACUCCUUACUACUCCUCUCCCCCAUCCACUGACCCACUCCCCCGUCUUCCCCGUCCCCUUGUCUGGUCUGACACCACCCCUCCCCCUCUACUUCCUCCUCCCCCCAUCCUCCCUCCCCCUCCCCCACCGUCGUCCUCGUCCCACGGUGCCCCUCCCUCGUCUGGUGAUAUAUUUGACCCGGAACCUCUGUCCUCUCCCGUCUCCCCCACACAUUCCUCUCCCGCCCCCCCUUCGCCUCCCUCGCUGCCGACUCGUCCUUCCCCCCCUCCCCGCACUGUACUAACCCGGUACCCCCAUACCAGGUCACGUGACAGUAUCCUUGGUGCACCGCCCCCUGUUACCCUCUCUACCUCUACCCUCCCCCCACUCUCCCCUCUCCUUCAUAACUUCUUCCAGGCUGUUCUGCAUCAACCUCCCCCUGCAGCAGCCCCCGCCGCCACCUCUCCAGCAGCGGCGCCAGCAGCAGCACCAGCAGCACGACCAGCAGCGGCACCAGCAGCAGGACCAGCAGCGGCACCAGCAGCAGGACCAGCAGCGGCACCAGCAGCGUCACCAAAAGCGGCACCAGCAUCAGGUUCAGCAGCGGCACCAGCAGCAGGACCAGCAGCGGCACCAGCAGCAGGACCAGCAGCGGCACCAGCAGCGGCACCAGCAGCAGCACCAGCAGCGGCACGUGCAGCGGCACCAACGGUCAUCCGCUCCUUCCACACCUCCCUCUCUGAGGACUCCCAUGAGGAGUUCCUUGACCUCCACCUCUGUGACCCUUCCCUUCUACCCAUCACCUUCGACCUUUCUGGGACACCUGUCUUCGCAUUCUCCUCUGCUCCCUCCGUUUUCAUCCCUACCACGUAUGAGGAGGCCAUGGCUUGCCCCGACGCCCCACUCUGGCUCGCCGCCAUUAUCAAGGAGCUGGAGGCCUUUGUCGCCAACUCCUCCUUUGUUGAUGUGCCUCGCCCUCCCUCCUCUACGAACGUGGUGAAGGGGAAGUGGGUGUUUCGCGUCAAACAACUGCCAGGGGAGCCGCCCGUCUACAAGGCUCGUUACUGCGCCAAGGGGUUCACGCAGCGGUAUGGUUUUGACUUCUUCGAUACCUUCUCCCCCACUGCCAAGCCCGCUACUGUUCGCGCCGUGCUCGACCUCGCCGCUCGCCUCAAUAUGGAGAUCCACUCGAUGGACGUCUCUAACGCCUUCCUCCAAGGCGUCCUCCGCGAGCUUAUCUACAUGGAGCGUCCUGCCGGUUUUCACCUUCCCUUCCCUGCGGACUCUGUCUGGCAGCUGCGUCGCCCUGUCCUCUUCCUCCGCGCCUCCCCCUCCCCCUUCUACAUCCUUGUCUAUGUCGAUGACAUGAUUCUGCUCACUGCCGACCUCAGCGAGUUGGAGCGUGUUAAGGCUGAGUUGGGCAGCCGUCUCAAGUGCAAGGACUUGGGCGAAUUGCAGCAUUACCUGGGCAUGACAAUCACCCGCGAUCGCUCCGCCCGCACCAUCUCUCUCUCCCAGGGUCAUUACUUGCAGCAGGUCUUGGAGCGGUUUGACAUGGUCCGCGGCGGCGCCCAACCUACUCCUCUUUCUGUCGGGCACCACCUCUCUCCACCCACCUCCCCCUCAGCCUCCUCCCAUCCUUAUCCCGAGCUCAUCGGCUCCCUCAUGUACGCCAUGGUCUCCACUCGCCCUGACCUUGCCUACCCCAUCAGCGUCCUCGCUCGUUUUGUUGGCGCAGGCAAGCAUACGGAAGAGCACUGGCAGGCCGCCAAGCGUGUCCUCCGGUACCUUCGUGGCACCAAGGACUAUGUCCUUACCCUCGGCGGCCCCUCCCCACCUACCCUCAGCGGCUACAGUGACUCCUCCUGGGCUGAUUCCCAGCCAGAUCGUCGCUCCUCCCAGGGCUAUGGCUUCUCUCUUGGCAGCGGCCUUAUCAGCUGGCGCUCCACCCGCUCCUCGGCUGUCGCCCUCUCCUCCUGCGAGGCGGAGUUGUAUGCCGCCACCAUGGCUGCGCAAGAGGCCCGCUGGCUCACCUUCCUCCUUGAGGAACUUGGUGCCCCCCAGCGCUGUCCCACCAUUUGGUGUGACAAUGCCAGUACCAUUCACCUCACCAAAGAUGCCGUGUUUCACGGGCGUUCCAAGCACAUUGAGCUCCGUCAUUUCUUCAUUCGCGAUCUUGUUCAGGCGGGGCACCUUCGGCUCGACAAGGUUGACUCGGCGGCCAACCUUGCCGACAUCUUCACUAAAGGUUUUCCUCAUGUCGCUCACUCUUUCCUACUUCGUCUUCUUGGCCUCACUCCUCCUAAGUCGCCUCCCGCCUCUUGA
Closterium sp. Yama58-4 is the source of this 3792-nucleotide messenger RNA. The record is from the annotation of a GenBank genome assembly. NCBI's taxonomy places the organism in Eukaryota, Viridiplantae, Streptophyta, Zygnematophyceae, Desmidiales, Closteriaceae.